This is a messenger RNA of Dermacentor albipictus, 420 nucleotides long. NCBI's taxonomy places the organism in Eukaryota, Metazoa, Arthropoda, Arachnida, Ixodida, Ixodidae. The record is from RefSeq and is a predicted model, not a curated record.
AUGGCGGCUUCAGCCAAGCAGCAGCAGGCGCUGCGGACGAAGAGCGGCAAGGCGGCACAUAAACCAGCUGCAUUGAGUUCCAUCGACGGCGUCGCCAAGAAGCGCAGGCGUCGGCGUCGUGAGAGCUACAGCCUUUACAUUUUCAAGGUGCUAAAGCAAGUUCAUCCGGACACUGGAAUCUCGGGCAAAGCAAUGGCCAUCAUGAACAGUUUCGUGGGCGACAUCUUGGACCGCAUCGGCGAAGAGGCCUCGAAGCUUUCCAUCUGUUCCCGACGUAGCACUGUCACGGCGCGCGAGAUCCAGACCGUGACGCGGCUGCUGCUACCCGGUGAGCUUGCCCGCCAUGCCGUCUCCGAGGGAACGAAAGCAGUCAGCAAGUACACGUCCUCGCAGCCGGGGUUCCCAUCUGCGUCAACGUAG